CGGGGUGCAGAGCUCCCCGGCGGCGGCGGGCGGGGCCGACUCCCCGACCUCGGGCGGGCGGAGCGCGCGCGCGGCGGCGCCCAGUUCCCCAUCGCCGCGCUCCGCGGAGAGCUGGACAUGUCCGGGGCCGGGGGCCGAGGCGCAGCGCCGGCGACAUGGCUGGGCGCCGGGCUCUUGGGCCUCUUCCUGCUCCUCCCCGCGUCCCUGUCGCUGGAGGUGUCCGUGGGGAAGGCCACCACCAUCUACGCGGUCAACGACUCCGGGGUGCUGCUGCCCUGCACCUUCUCCAGCUGCUUCGGCUUCGAGGACCUGCACUUCUGGUGGACUUACAACCACAGUGACACCUACAAGAUCCUCAUCGAUGGCAUCGUGAAGAACGAGAAGUCUGACCCCAGGGUGAGGUUCAAGGACGAUGCUCGUCUCCUUCUGGUGGGCAGCACCAAGAACAAGAUGAACAACAUUUCCAUUCAGCUGAGUAACCUGGAAUUCAGCGACACAGGCAAAUACACCUGCCACGUGAAGAACCCCAAGGAGAAGAACCUGGAACACAGCGCCACCAUCUUCCUCCAAGUCGUGGACAAACUGGAGGUCGUGGAUAACACGGUGACACUCAUCAUCCUGGCCGUGGUGGGCGGAGUCAUCGGCCUCCUCAUCUUCAUCCUGCUGUUGAAGAAGCUCAUCACCUUCAUCAUCAAGAAGACGCAGGAGAAGAAGAAGGAGUGCCUGGUGAGCUCUUCUGGGAACGACAACACCGAGAACGGCUUGCCCGGCUCCAAGGCGGAGGAGAAGCCACCUACCAAAGUGUGAGGCCCUGCCCGGGCCGGUGGCGCGGGGAGCCCCGCUUUCUGACGGCCACAUCGACGCUUGAGCCCCGACAGUAGAACCCACGUGCCUGAGCUCUCUGCUGCUUGGCUCAAACUGUAGUCUCUCUGGGCAGGAAGGGAGGGGCUCCUUUCCCCGCCCCAGCUUUCCAGGGACAGGGCUGGCCAGUGGAAGGGAGAAAGGGAAGGGGGGGGGCUUGUGGUGUGAAGGGGCUGGUCCCCAACACCUAGGAAGACGGAGUCUCCUACCUGAGUGACCAGGCCGUCGGCUUUCCUCCUGAUGGACGUUUUUCGCCACCCAUUGGGACCUGGGCGGGUCAGCGAGGCACCGCGCACAGGCUGGAGCUUGCAGAUGGGUUGAAGGAAGAGCCCCGCGUGGAGAGCAAACCCUUCUGAUGGUGGAAGCCAGCCGGAGGACCCUGGAGCAGGGCUGGAAGGGUGUGGGGUCACCUCAGAAGCCAACUGGGCUUUUCGAGACACCUGGUCUUUCCAGCCUCCCCCCCCCCCCCCAUGGGGAACUUCCCUUCCCUCCCGUGGUGGGGGGGGGUGUCGGCCUUGUCCUGGCCUCCCGCCCCACGCCCUGCUCUGAGUUGCUAACCCUGCUGCUGGCGUCCGGAAGGAACUCAGCUCGCCCUGUCUUGCCCUCUGCCCUUGGGGUUGCUCAGGGGUUCGGGGAGGAGGCCAUUGGGGUGUGGACCCCAGCCCUCCAAUGCCGGCAGACCUCCCCCCCCCCGGCAUUGGAGGACCACGGCCACCCAGGCGCUCCUGGGCCCAGCUCACCCUGGAAACGGCAGGGGUGUCACCUUGCCCCAAGGGCGACCCCCCCCCCCCCAGCCUCCUGUCCAUCCAGCGUCGUCCCUCGGGCCCCGGGGCCUCCAUUCCACAGCCCUGGGUUCAUCUGCGCCUCAGGGACUCUCUUCUUACGACGAAGGAGCCCCCGGGUUUCCCGGCUGCUUCCCGCUCAGCUGGGCCUCCUGUGCUCCCAGCCCGGGGCUGAGGAAGGGCAGGGGGAGGCUGGAUCCGCUUUCCUUCCGCUUUCUACACCGCUGGUUUGCACACCCCUUGAUCGUGGGGCUGGACCGUGCCUUAGCUCCCCGAGUCCUGGCUUUUCCCCUCGCCUUCUCCUUCACCCCCCAGCCCAGCCCUGACCUAACUGUACAGUUCCGCGUCCCCCGCAUGGCGGAGGAGGCUGGAGGCGCGUGGGCAGUGCCCGGUGGCUGGCCACUGGGGCCUGGAGACACCCGUGGAGGUGCUCCUCAGAACCCUGGUGGGUCUUCCGAUGGGUCUGCCUGCAGGGCCCCAGUGAGGGGGACCCAGGAGGGGUGCGGAUGGGCCCCCCCUUUGCUUCCUCCCCUCCUCCUCUCCCCUGUGUCCUCCAGGUCCUAGGGGAAUCUAUAAAGCAGCAGCUUUUUUUCUAGAAGGUGAGGACCGCCUCAGGCUCUGCCACAGGCUCCCCGUGGUGAAAUGGGGGGGGGGAGCAGCACCCACAGGGGGCCUGUGGGCGUGGCCAGCAUCCCCCCUCCCCCCAAGUCGAGUCCCCUCUGCUCCACCUCCUCCGCCCACAGACCCUGGUGGGCUCAGGUUCAGAUCUCCCGGGUCUUGGAAGCAGCCAGACCAGAGCCGUGAGCCAUUCAGGAAACUUCCAGCUGCCUUCAUGCUCGGCCCCGCUGUCUUCUCUUUCUCCCCCUGCGGGAGGGAGGGGCGGGGGCUUCGGGGCUCCCUGUGUCUCCCCAUCCUGCAGCCCCCCUCCCAGUCUUCUCCACCUGUGCGAUGGGCGUCGUAACUUACCUACCUCACAGGUCUGCGGUGAGGCGUGGCGAGUUUGGGUCUUCACAUCGCGUUCUGGCUUGGGAAAGGCCUCUGGGAAGCAGGUUUUAUACGUGGAGGGAUUGUUCCAAGUCUGUCUGGCCCUCAUCCCGUGAACACAGUCCCCCUCUCGGUCCCUUCCUCUGUCCCCCCCCUCCUCCCCUUUGCCGCUCUUCUGUCUUUGUCGUCUUCGCAACACCAACUCCGGUGGACGCUGCGGGUGUCUCGCCCGUGGCUUCUUCGUGGGGUGGUUUUCAGCAGAGGGGAUUGGCCCUGAGGGUGGGGAAGGGACGGUUCCGGUCGUGCCGGUGUCUGGGGCUCUCCUGGCACUGGGUGGGUGGCACUAAGCCUGUGAGGUGUCAUCUUUGCAACACAGAAGGUCAUGUCGCGGAGCCGGCCCUGUGCCCCCGGAGAAUCAUCGUCUCGGGUGUGCAAUCGUGUCUGAAGAGGUAAAGCUGCUUUCCCAAGCAGAGCCCCCCCCCCCGGGCGUGGCAGUCCCCAUGGGUGGUCCCCAGGACCGGUGGGCUGACCCGGAGGAGAACCGGGCAUGCGUGCUGACAGUGAUGUCCAUGAGAGGCAGUUCCGGCUCUGAGCUCCUGGCCCUUGAGCUCGGCACACGACAUCCUUCCUGGAGCCCCCCCCCCCCCCCUCCCCGUGUGUGGGGUUGAACAGAGAGCAGCCAGGACGAAAUUGCGAGGCCGAGAGAGGAGGGAGGGGGCGCUGCACAGGCCGGGAGCCAUCUUCCCCAGCUCGAGUUGGAAACUGAGGAAGCGUAAGAGGUGGGCCCAGCUGCGCCCCUAGAUUCCAUCUGUCUGCACCCCCAUCUUGUCUGUGGUGAGGCAGCGGCCGGCGGAGGGGUGGGGGGAAUGGGGUUCUGGCUGCACUCUGACCCUCCCACCUCCGCGGGAUCCGCAGUGCUGCUGACUAGCUUAUGCAUGGUUUACUCCUCUGGCUUGGAGAACAAUACUCAUAGUCAACUUUCCUAUAGAACUAUAGAUCUAAGGACACAGUGACAGGCCCGGGGCGGGGGCUCUGGGAGGCGCAGGUAUGCAGCCCCCCCACCCCCCGUCCCCCCAGCACCGACUCCCGGUUCAAGCACAGAAUGAAUCUGAUCAGACUGUUCUGCUUCUACAAGCGAUGUGCAUUGUAGAACUGUACUUAGCUUUGCUUUGGAUGAAAUAAAGACUAUUUUGAAUACGU
Molecule: messenger RNA, 3827 nt
Organism: Perognathus longimembris pacificus (Pacific pocket mouse)
Lineage: Eukaryota; Metazoa; Chordata; Mammalia; Rodentia; Heteromyidae
Gene: Scn4b
Product: sodium voltage-gated channel beta subunit 4
Exons: 5
Coding region: 118-807 (229 amino acids)
Biological process (GO): regulation of sodium ion transmembrane transporter activity; cardiac muscle cell action potential involved in contraction; regulation of ventricular cardiac muscle cell membrane repolarization
Cellular component (GO): membrane; voltage-gated sodium channel complex
Molecular function (GO): transmembrane transporter binding; sodium channel regulator activity
Source: RefSeq, a predicted model, not a curated record